AAUAGAGGCUAGUAGAUAAAUUCCAAAGCUUUCUCACCCUUUGGAUUGGAAAAUUUGAGAUGUGUGUUCUAUACCACCUCCUAGAGGUCCUGGGCAGGACCGAACCUCAGAUAUUCACAAAGCCAGAUGUGAACGUGCAACGACAGUGACCUGCUCCUUACCAGGCCCUGCAGCGGCACCCUGCCCUUCCUCCUUCACGUCUCUGCUCCCCUGUAAGUGCUUCUUGGGAUCACUUCCCAGUUAGCUACUCGUACGCAAAUCCCCGUCUCAGAGUUUGCUUCUGGAAGAACCCAAAGGCAGCUGGGACUCUAGACCAUGCAUUCCAUGGACACAGCAUUGACCAUGCCCUGGUCUGGAAAGAAAACACGGCUUCUCCAUUCGAGGUUCAUCUGCCUCAAACAUGCCUGUGGCCACCUGCCCCUCCAACACCAAGACAGACCCAUCUCAUCGGUCCAGGGCCCCUGGCACAACCGCAGAUUCUUCUCAAGACCAUAUUCAAGCAGCUGCUUCCAGCGGGUGAGCACAGCCCCAGAAAUGGAACCUCUCUGGGGGCUCUGUUCCAGUGCAAUUGUGGCAAACACAACAGGAGAGAGAGAUGGGAGAGAGGACCUUUCCAGAGAAUGGGGAAGGCCGGGAGCUUGGGGAGUUACCAAGAGAAAGGAGGAGUGCCUGGUGAACAGUUCUGCCUGGCGGCCAUCCAGCUUCCCUUGUCAAAGGAGACAGGAUGAAGGCAGAUCUCAGGGGCCCCGAAAGGGACAUACUUGUCUUUGAACCAAUCAGCAUCCCAACCGAGGAGCCCUGGAGGGGACCCAAGGCAUGGGGGUGAUGGUGCUGGGAGAGCCAGGCUGCUUUGUAAAUAGGCCCCAGGGUCCUGGGAGAAUUGCACAACAAGCUGGAAAGCCGCCCAGGUGAGCUGGGAGGAGAGGAAGUCUCCCAGGCUGAGUGUGCUCAGGCGUGACUGAGCCAGCCCUCCUGGCCCGCGGGCAGGGUGGGUGUCCCCCAAGAUAAGCCAACCCCUGGCUGUGGAUGGUGAUCCUAUGAAGCACUGCUCAGGACAGCGGUAAAUCACUUCCUUGGAGCUGGUCCUCUUGAAUGCUGGCCACACACCAGUGCUGGGAGCGGGUGCUUUCUAGAAGUGCCGGGAGUCCUGUUCCUCCUGGGUGGCGUGGCCUGCUUGCCCUUGACAUCAGGAAGAGCUCAGGUGACGGCCACUUCCCCGCAACUCAGGGAGAGGCAGCAUGAGCCGGGCAAGGCACGUGGGCAAGAUCCAGAAACGCCUGGAGGAUGUCAAGAGCCAGUGGGUCCGGCCGGCCAGAGCUGACUUUAGCGACAAUGAGAGUGCCCGGCUGGCCACAGAUGCCCUUUUGGAUGGGGGUCCUGAGGCCUACUGGCAGGUGCUCAGCCAGGAAGGUGAGGUGGACUUCUUGUCCUCGGUGGAGGCCCAGUACAUCCAGGCCCAGGCGAAGGACCCCCCCUGUACCCCCGAGCUCCCGGGAGGGGCCGAGGCAGGCUCCAAGGGACUGGACUCCUGCUCCCUGCAAUCAGGUACCUACUUCCCCGUGGCCUCGGAGGGCAGCGAGCCGGCCCUGCUGCACACCUGGGCCGCGGCCGAGAAGCCCUACCUGAAGGAAAAGUCCAGCGCCACCGUGUACUUCCAGACGGACAAGCACAACAACCUCAGGGACCUGGUCCGCCGCUGCAUCACCCGGACCAGCCAGGUCCUGGCCAUCCUGAUGGAUGUGUUCACGGAUGUGGAGAUCUUCUGUGACAUUCUGGAGGCGGCCAACAAGCGCGGGGUGUUUGUCUGUGUGCUCCUGGACCAGGGAGGCGUGCAGCUCUUCCAGGAGAUGUGUGACAAAGCCCAGGUCUCUGACAGUCACCUCAAGAACAUCUCCAUCCGGAGCGUGGAAGGAGAGGUGUACUGUGCCAAAUCGGGCAGGAAGUUCGCCGGCCAAAUCCAGGAGAAGUUCAUCAUCUCCGACUGGAGAUAUGUCCUGUGUGGAUCGUACAGUUUCUCCUGGCUCUGCGGACAUGUGCACCGGAACAUCCUCUCCAAGUUCACGGGCCAGGCGGUGGAGCCAUUUGACGAGGAGUUCCGGCACCUGUACGCCUCCUCCAAGCCCGUGAUGGGCCUCAAGUCGCCCAGGCUGGCUGCACCGCUCCAGCCCAGAGCAGGCCCCAGCCCCCCGCCCGGCCGCCUCAGCGGCAGCAGCAGCAGCUCUGCCAGUGACCGCACAUCCUCCAACCCCUUCAGCAGCCAGUCGACGGGCAGCAACCCCCAGAACCAGAGUCUGUCCGCAUCCUCGGGGCCCGGCAGCCCCCUGGCCCCAAACCCACCUCCAGCUCCCAGGUUCCAGUCCCAUCACGCCCCUUGGGGGGCCCCGCAGGCCCACUUCGCAAGGCCCCACGACAGCCUGCCUGCUCCUUACAGCAACCUCAACGCCUACAGGUCCACGCGGCUGCAGCUCGAGCAGCUUGGCCUGGUGCCUAGGAUGGCCCACCCCUUGAGGCCCUUUCUCCAGGCCUUGCCUCAUUUCUGAGGGGUCUCUUCCUCCAAAGGACCUCCUCGGGGCCAAGGCUGGGGCAUUCGUGGAGUUUCUGCCUCCAGGACCCCACUUGAACAGCUAGAAGCUUUGAGCCUGCUUCCCUUUGAACUAAAGGCGCUUGGACAAGACUUGCCGGUGUUUGGUCCCAGGCCUGAGACCGUUCACCCUGCAGACCUUUUCCUUUUCCUGCCUUCCCGGCUCUAGUAUGGCCUAUGCAGCGCAUUCUAGAAGAUUCUGGGAAGGUAGGGGGCAGGGGGCUAGAGGACAAAAUCAUGAAAAUAGAGCCCCUUUCUUCCAAAGAUCA
This is a messenger RNA of Sus scrofa (pig), 2850 nucleotides long. It is a transcript of the gene SACK1A, whose product is annotated as family with sequence similarity 83 member A. The record is from RefSeq and is a predicted model, not a curated record. NCBI's taxonomy places the organism in Eukaryota, Metazoa, Chordata, Mammalia, Artiodactyla, Suidae. Gene Ontology annotation, biological process: epidermal growth factor receptor signaling pathway. Gene Ontology annotation, molecular function: protein kinase binding.